This is a messenger RNA of Cetraspora pellucida, 315 nucleotides long. The record is from the annotation of a GenBank genome assembly. NCBI's taxonomy places the organism in Eukaryota, Fungi, Glomeromycota, Glomeromycetes, Diversisporales, Gigasporaceae.
AUGGAAUGGUUAGAACAUAAAGGAAAAAUAGUCAAAUGUUAUCUUUGUAAAAAGAAAGAAACAAAAAGAAAAUUUGCAACCUUUGGAAAUAUAUUCUUUUGUACUUGGGAAGAAAAAUAUGCUUAUCAAAUAUAUCUUGAUAUAGCAAAUCCUUGUCAUAAUUACACUUAUAAAAGAAGAAAAGAACAUUGGCUCAAUACUAAGCAAUUAGCAGAAAAAUAUACAACAGUUAACAGAUCAACUAUAAAAAGAAUUUAUGACUAUAUUGCAAGAAGAGAACCAAAUUUACAACAAUUAAAACUUCUAAAAGAAUAA